AUGCUGCAAUUAGAAGAGCAGGUAAUUUAUAUUAAGAACCAAAGGUAUAAAAUAGAAGCAGGUGAAACUCAAGAAAAACUUACCCAAGCCCACAAAAAAAUCAGUAACCUCAGAUCUGAGUCUUUAGCUGAUAAAAAUUUGAUAGGAGAAUUACAGCUAAAAAACGUUCAAAACGAAAAAAUAAUGCUUCAUUUAAGAGAAAGCUUAAAUGAUCUAACGAAUAAGCAUGACAUUAUUUUGCAUGAAAAUACAAAUUUAAGGUCAGAGUUUGAAAAAAGCAAUAGAAUGAUAAGGGCACUGGCUGAAGAAAAAAAGGCAUUAGAAGCACAGCUUAGGCUAUUAGAAAAGGAAGCAGAGAAUUUGACUGUAAAUGCAGAAAACGGGGCUGAAAAUUUGACUCCGAGACCAAAUUUUAAUGGUGCUGAAGAGAUUCAUAAUUUUAAAGGAACAAAUACAAAAGAAAAAGUGUCAGAACUAAUCAAGCUUUUAAAGCAUUUAAAGCUUAUUCAGAAGCCUUCACAUAUUUUUAAAAGAAGAGAAACUUUGAAUUUAAGGAGAAAUAGCUCAAUAAGUGUUCUUCCAAAAAGGAAAAUAGCAAGAAUGUUCUCUGUUGUUGAAAAAAGAGAUGAUAAUUUACAAACUCCUUUAUAA
Blepharisma stoltei is the source of this 651-nucleotide messenger RNA. Lineage: Eukaryota; Ciliophora; Heterotrichea; Heterotrichida; Blepharismidae. The record is from the annotation of a GenBank genome assembly.